Molecule: messenger RNA, 1508 nt
Organism: Penicillium chermesinum
Lineage: Eukaryota; Fungi; Ascomycota; Eurotiomycetes; Eurotiales; Aspergillaceae
Exons: 4
Coding region: 54-1508 (484 amino acids)
Biological process (GO): protein phosphorylation
Molecular function (GO): protein kinase activity; ATP binding
Source: RefSeq, a predicted model, not a curated record
GCCUCCGGAAUCGCGGAGAGGUCUUCCAGAUUAUCCUCUCUGCGUGGUGCACAAUGAGUGGUGUCGAACCACUUGCCAUUUUUGGUGCUGUUGAUCUCUGCUUAAAAUAUGGAGGAAUUAUCGUAUCAAAGUAUAAAGCCUUUCAGCUAUCCGGAACCGAGAUCGAAGAGCGAGCGUUGGCCAUCGAAGCAGCAUGGAUGAGAAUAUCGCAACAGCUGGACUUUUUGAAGCGAGUUUGGGAAUCUCUGGAUAAAGCCUAUCAAGAGCUCCAAGCACGUAUCCUAUCUGUUCUUGAAAGAAAACUCGCAGAUUCUUUUGAUAGACGCAAGGCAAUAAAGUAUGUUUAUCUGAAGGACACUCUCUUCCAGGCGGUACAGAAUCUUCAAGAAUGGCAAAAAGAGUUUGACACUACAUGGUUCUUGAUUCUACUGAUGGCAGAUUCUGCAAUCGACUCAGAGCUGAAAAAACGCACAAGAAAUGAGAAAUUGUCGACUGCCAGACAUAUUCGAAGAGUCAUAAAACCCGAUUCCAGCCAUCACGAUGGGAAUGACACAAUUCUACCUCAGAAAGAUUUCGAGUCCGCAGAAGUUUUUGGAAUACCAUUUUCUUCAUUCAAGAAGAUUAAAAUCUCAAAAGGAUUUACAUUUAUCUUGGAUCCCUCAGAAGUUUCUGAUAGUAGAGUUGCUUCGAAGCUUGCAACUUCUAUACUAGCCAGAGAUGUUCGAAACCUGGCCACCAAGCUACGGGAAGUUGAUCCAAAUGAAUUUCACCUUCUAAAAUGCCAUGGCGUGGUCCCCAAAAAUGAACCAGGUACCCAGCGCUUACUUGCGUACGACUUCAUUUUCGAUCUACCGCAAGGAGACUUUGAGCCCCGAAGUCUCCGGGGUCUUUUGUUAUCGAAAAUGAGGUACACUCUAGGUGAAAGAAUUCGGCUUGCGCAGCAAUUCGCCACCGCUAUUCAUUACAUUCAUAUCCUUGAUUUUGUGCACAAACGCGUUAGACCAGAGAAUGUGAUGAUAUUACCCACGAGAAAUGAUCCCUCAUGUGUCGGCCAAUUGUUUCUGCUCGGGUUUCAAGAAUUUCGAGCAGCGGAAGGCAAGACAUUACGACUAGGUCACUCUGAUUGGUCGCACGAAAUAUACCAGCAUCCUGAUCGUCAGGGAGACAAUAUCAGCGAGGACUAUUACAUGCAACAUGACAUAUAUAGUCUUGGAGUUUGCCUUCUUGAGAUUGGGCUUUGGGGCUCACUUAUAAAUCACGACGGGACCGGGAACACGUCGCUGAUCCCUAGUGCGCAAUCGAAAGGCUUGCUUCUCCAAAAACAUUUCUUAUCACUAGCAGAGCAGGAGCUACCGCUUUCAAUGGGUGAUAAAUAUGCAAAAGUUGUCGUCAAUUGUUUAUCUUCCAUGAAGACAUCAAAUUUGCAUGCCGAUGGUCCAAGUGAAUUCGAGGACGAGAAUGGAUUUCUGAUUGGAAUCAAGUUCAUCGAGAAGAGGCAAAACGGCUAA